AUGAGGGCGCCGAGGUUCGUCCUCUUCGUGGUCCCCGCGUUCGUGCUGCUCGCGGUGACCCUCACGACGGGCGGGCCCGCGAUGACCCUCCCGCUGAGGGACUUCUCGGCACCCGCCGACGGCGACCCCACCACCUCGGUCGUCCUCCAAACCAAAUCUGGAACGACGACGACCUCCCCCGACCUCCCCCGAGCGGAGCCCUCGUCGACGACGAGCGCCAAGCGCGCGUUGUACGCGUACGACGACCCCAUCGAGACGCGCACCUCCAGGUGCAUGGACGUCCCGGGGUUCAAACCCGUGGACGGCUCCCCUUCUCGAUCCCCGCUCAACGUGGCGGAUUACCUGCUGCGUGAGACGGAGGGCAAGACGCUCACGGAGGUCGGGUCGCGGAACGGGGACCUCCUCGCGUGCAUCACGCACUUCAAGGUGAACGAGGAGAAGCUGCCGGCGCCCGUGAGCGUGGAGCUGGACCGGGAAUACUGCGACAAGAUGCGCGCGCGGGGUAUCGAGGUGCGAUGCGACCCCAUCGAGGACCUCGGCGAGGACACCUUACCAAUCAGCGACGUUUACUUUUGGUGGCCGAUGGCGGCGAAGACCCAGAACACAGCCUGGUUGAGACACAUAGGCGGUGUUUUACAGAAGAAGGGCGUCGCGAAAGGCAAGUUGGCGAUCGUAGCGUGCGACCCGCAGUGGGCCGAGGACAGGGAUAACUCCUACGAGCUCAGGGACUGGAUGGGGGGAGAGUGGAGGGGCAAGGCUUCCGGAUGA
Micromonas commoda is the source of this 768-nucleotide messenger RNA. RefSeq lists its product with no specific name. NCBI's taxonomy places the organism in Eukaryota, Viridiplantae, Chlorophyta, Mamiellophyceae, Mamiellales, Mamiellaceae. The coding region runs from base 1 to 768 and encodes 255 amino acids. The record is from RefSeq and is a predicted model, not a curated record. The transcript has 2 exons.